Lates calcarifer (barramundi perch) is the source of this 1145-nucleotide messenger RNA. RefSeq names its product actinoporin-like protein (gene apnl). Gene Ontology annotation, biological process: cytolysis in another organism; monoatomic cation transport; pore complex assembly. Lineage: Eukaryota; Metazoa; Chordata; Actinopteri; Centropomidae. Gene Ontology annotation, molecular function: channel activity. The record is from RefSeq and is a predicted model, not a curated record. Gene Ontology annotation, cellular component: pore complex.
UAAAGGAGGGGAGGCACAGCCUAACUGGGAUUGGGUUGCAAGUGGGAGGGUUUCCUAGUUGAUGGCAUACGUCCUUGUUUUUAAAAAAAACCACGUCCCUUUCAGGGCAGCUCCCUUUCAGGUAAAGUUUCCCAUUUGGGGAUUUGGGAGCACCAACAGACAUUCUCAACAGCAAAUCUCACAGCCAUUGCAACAUGACUGAGUCAGCUGAAGCUGUAGCAGCCGAUGUGAGCAGCAAGAGGAGUGUUACCAUUGAAAUCACAAAUAUCACCAACAACUACUGCCUCAUCAACCCCAAGGUGUACCUUGAGAAUGGGGAGGCAUACAACCCACCUCAGCCCACAGUGCGCCCUCUUAAGACAGAGGUUUGCACUUUUUCCAAAUCCAGCGGCAAAGCGACCGGCAGUGUUGGCGUGCUGACCUACGACCUUUUUGAGCGGCAGCAGAAUGACUACAUUGAGACUCUGGCCAUCAUGUUCUCAAUCCCCUGGGACUACAACCUGUACAAAAACUGGUUCGCGGUGGGCAUCUAUAAGAAGGGCCGCAACUGUGAUAAGGAUUUGUACAAAGAAAUGUACUACGAGAAGAACCAGCAGGAGCAUGGGUUUAUCAGGGAAGAAGCAAACGGGUCGGGAAUUAAUUAUGUGGGCAACUACCUAGAUAUCAAAGCCACCAUGUGUCCCCUUGGCAAAGCCAUCAUGAAGGUGGAGGUGUGGGAUAAGCUUUUCACACCAAUGGGUCAGCAGGCUCUCUAGACACCCAUCCUAACCAGCAUUGCUCCCCACAGCAGAAUUCAUCCCUCCACCUUGAGCUUUUAACUGGCAGAGUGUUCUUAAUACAGUCAACGCGCAUGAUUUAACAGUUGUAUUGUUGCUGACAUGUGUCUGUAUACCUAGGUAUUACCUUUCAGUAAAUCUGCUUAAGAUCAGAGUUUAAUUUGUUUUAUAAAUCCACAGGCAGCCCCCCCCCAGAAAGCCUCUGUCUUUCCUGUAGCAUCUGGUUUUAAAAUGGCACCUUUAGAAAUGGAAAUCAAAGGAUGACUCACUGGAGGAUGAGGGCACAUAGCUUAAUAAAACACACAGAGAGCUUGUGUUUACCUUGACACUGUAGUCUGAGGAAUAAAAUAAACCUUUUUGCCAAAGCUA